Maniola jurtina (meadow brown) is the source of this 1741-nucleotide messenger RNA. RefSeq names its product antichymotrypsin-2 (gene serpin-10). NCBI's taxonomy places the organism in Eukaryota, Metazoa, Arthropoda, Insecta, Lepidoptera, Nymphalidae. The record is from RefSeq and is a predicted model, not a curated record. Gene Ontology annotation, molecular function: serine-type endopeptidase inhibitor activity. The transcript is spliced from 8 exons. Bases 131 to 1681 code for a protein of 516 amino acids.
GUCAUUCUCGAUCGAACGAAGCGCGCGCGCGGUCCUCCCGCGCUUUUUGACAAUCACAACUGUUUUUAAUCUGUGUAACUUUUUUUUUUACUAAGUGAACGCAUUGAACUGAAGUGGAGCGAUCUGUGAAAUGAAGCCGUUAUUCUUAGUUUUGCUGGUAGCAGUUGGUCUUACCAACGCACGAUGGAUGAGAAAACAGCGAUCAGAUCAACCUAAGGACACUAGUUUUAUUGGAGAGGCUACCAAUGAACUUUCUACAACUAUUUUACAGGGAUACAUUGACGAUGAAAAGGAUAUUGCAUUCUCUCCCCUUGGCUACUCAGCCAUCCUCGCCAUCCUCGCCGAAGGUGCAAAAGGCGAAACAAGAAAUCAACUUGUGUCAGCUCUCCACUUACCUGAAGAUCAAAAUCUUACAAGAAAAACUUAUCGAUAUAUCAUGGAACGGCUAAAAUAUAGAAACCAAUACAAAUACAACCAACCAGAGUUGAAAAACUUCUUCUAUAUUUAUAAAAACUAUACAAUCAAUGAAGAUUACAAAAAGAUUUUAGAAGAUUUCUACUUGACUGAUGUAAGAUCAGUUGAAAAGCAUCACAUGCUUGAAGAACCAGAAGACCAUGAAGAUGAAAAAGAAAAGAAAGAUGCACAAAAGAUGGAAGAAGUCGCUGACCUUAUGCCACCAAAGGAAUCCAACGAAAAAUUGAUUUCAUAUGCCGUUGAAGAUGUUCCAACUAAAGUCGAUAUAUCUCAUAUCGACUACAAGCCUGCUAAAAAUAUUAAAGAAAAAAUUAAGUACGUCAAAAGCUCUCAAGAUACAAAGAAAUAUGAAAAUGAUGAUGAAGAAGAAACAAUGGUGGCAGUAGAAGCUAGAAACCACGCGAGGAGCCUUGAUUAUACGAGUAGAGUUCUUAAUGAGAAAAACGACAUCGCUUCAAGCAUUUCCGUCAACAGUGUUGGAGAAAAAACCAGCAAAUCAACAAGCUCUUUGAUGCUCAUCUUUAACGGCAUGUACUUCCGCGGUUCUUGGAAGAAGCCUUUCGACCAAGUGGAACCCGGUGUUUUCUACAAAUCUAACACGGAAAAGAAGCAAGUACAAAUGAUGAAGACACGUGGUAGUUUCAAUACCAACUCCUUCCCUGAAUUGGAUAGUGAAGCUAUACUUUUGCCUUACGAUGGUGACCGCUAUGCUCUUCUAUUGCUAGUGCCACGCUCGAGAGACGGUCUGGUUAGACUUAUUGCUGAUCUACCAACAGUGCCACUAUCGGAAAUACAGGAACGACUACGUGAAGAGGAAUUGCAAGUUUCAUUGCCCACAUUCUAUGUGGAUACCACUACUAAACCUGUAGCUGCUUUGGCAAAGUUCGGAGUAAGCAGUAUCUUCAGUCGGGAUGCUGAGUUAACAGGAAUAUCCGCAAAAGAAGGCUUGUUCGUUCAGGAACUUGUACAGAAUGUUGCUGUACGUGUAGACAACACUGACGCAUCAGCAAGUUUGUUCGGAGUUAGUAACGUCGUUGAGGAAUUGGAAGCUCUGGAGUCGCUAAAGAAUCUCCCUCUUCAAGAAACGAAGGAACCGCGCCGCUUCUGUGUUGAACAUCCAUUCGUUUUCUAUAUCGUGGAUCGCUUGGACAAUCUUGUAGUAGUUGCUGGAAAGGUCACUGACCCACAGACACCAUCUGAGAAUUAAAACUACAAAUUCGGAUUAUUAAAAUACCCCUUUCAAUGGCAACUUCCCUUUGUCUUUUAA